This is a messenger RNA of Nasonia vitripennis (jewel wasp), 1560 nucleotides long. RefSeq names its product 26S proteasome regulatory subunit 6A-B (gene Rpt5). NCBI's taxonomy places the organism in Eukaryota, Metazoa, Arthropoda, Insecta, Hymenoptera, Pteromalidae. The coding region runs from base 169 to 1455 and encodes 428 amino acids. Gene Ontology annotation, biological process: proteasome-mediated ubiquitin-dependent protein catabolic process. Gene Ontology annotation, molecular function: proteasome-activating activity; ATP hydrolysis activity; ATP binding. Gene Ontology annotation, cellular component: proteasome regulatory particle, base subcomplex. The record is from RefSeq and is a predicted model, not a curated record. The transcript is spliced from 3 exons.
CCACUGCUGACCGCAGUGGCAGUGCCAGUGAGGAAAAGGGGCCGCCGAGGAGAGAUUGAGAGACUACAAAAUCGUUCGCUAAUAAGUAAUAAGAAUAAUCUUUCACGGCUCCGUUUCUCGUAAAUUUUAUCAUAUCGUAUUCGGCUUAGGAAAAGCCUCGAUCUCAACAUGACAACGUUGGAGGACAAAUCGAUUUGGGAAGAUGGAGAGGAAACGCUUCGCGAAGAAGUUUUGCGUAUGUCAACAGAUGAAAUAGUAUCUCGUACCAGAUUACUAGACAAUGAAAUCAAAAUAAUGAAGAGCGAGGUGAUGCGUAUCUCCCAUGAACUGCAGGCUCAGAAUGACAAGAUCAAGGAGAAUACUGAAAAGAUCAAAGUCAACAAAACUCUACCUUACCUAGUAUCCAAUGUUAUCGAGUUACUUGAUGUUGACCCGCAAGAUAUGGGAGAAGAAGAUGGAGCUGUUGUUGAUCUGGAUGCUCAACGUAAAGGAAAAUGUGCUGUGAUAAAAACGUCAACGAGACAAACGUACUUCCUUCCUGUAAUAGGGCUUGUUGAUGCAGAAUCACUAAAACCAGGUGAUCUUGUUGGAGUCAAUAAGGACAGUUAUUUAGUUCUGGAAACUCUCCCAGCUGAAUAUGAUGCUAGAGUAAAGGCUAUGGAAGUUGACGAGCGCCCCACAGAGCAAUAUUCAGACAUCGGUGGUCUGGAUAAGCAAAUUCAAGAGCUUAUAGAAGCUGUAGUUCUUCCAAUGACCCACAAAGAAAAGUUUGAAAAUCUUGGUAUCCAGCCACCAAAAGGUGUUCUAUUGUAUGGACCUCCUGGAACUGGUAAAACACUGCUAGCAAGAGCGUGUGCAGCCCAGACUAAAUCUACAUUCUUGAAAUUGGCUGGACCACAACUGGUGCAGAUGUUCAUUGGUGAUGGUGCCAAACUUGUAAGAGAUGCAUUCAGUCUUGCAAAAGAGAAAGCUCCAGCAAUCAUUUUCAUUGAUGAGCUUGAUGCUAUUGGUACCAAGAGAUUUGAUUCUGAAAAAGCUGGAGAUCGUGAAGUGCAAAGAACCAUGUUGGAGCUCCUCAAUCAACUCGAUGGUUUCAGUUCUACAGCCGACAUUAAAGUAAUUGCUGCUACAAACCGAGUUGAUAUUUUGGAUCCUGCUCUGCUCAGAUCUGGUAGAUUAGACAGGAAAAUCGAAUUUCCUCAUCCAAAUGAAGAAGCAAGAGCAAGAAUCAUGCAAAUUCACUCAAGGAAAAUGAACAUGUCCCCGGAUGUCAACUUUGAAGAACUUGCCAGGAGUACAGAUGAUUUCAAUGGAGCUCAGUGCAAGGCUGUCUGUGUUGAGGCGGGUAUGAUUGCUUUAAGGCGUAAUGCUACAGCUGUGACGCAUGAAGAUUUAAUGGAAGCCAUUAAUGAAGUGCAAGCCAAGAAGAAGGCAAACCUUAAUUAUUAUGCCUAAUCUAAUAUGUUGAUAAUUGUAUUUAUUAAAAAUAAGAAAUUUUUUAACUCGCUAUUAUGUAAAAAAAAAGGAGUAAAAUAAAAGUAUUUGUGGAGAAAACAGUGA